AUGGCAUUUGCAGUGCUCAUUCUAGGUCUUUGCUCUGGCCUAGCUCAGGCUUUUUUUCAUGACUGCUCAGAACCUGGUGCUCAAGUUAUUACAUUAGAGAGGAAGAGCAUUGCAUUGAUAGAUGAUGUUGGUUAUUAUUAUUCUGCUGCAGUCUACAUGUGUCACAACAAUGAGUACAUACCAGUUUGCUCUAAUGCAAUACGGUCAUUUGAGGCAGCCUUAGUGUGCUCUACUACAUUAGAUCUGUAUGCAACUAAUGUUCCUGGAGUUGCAAUUGGCAAUUUAUCAGACUAUCAGCCAGAUAAAUAUAGAGGGCCUUACUACAAAAAUGUGACGUGUCUGGGAAAUAAAAUAGAUCCAAGCCUUUGUCAUGUUGAGGUUGGUUAUGAUAACAGGUCAUGCAGAGGUCAUGGUGGGGUUGCUGUUGUUUCAUGCUUCACUGAAGGUUGUGAGGAGUCCCUAUCUUAUAGCUUACCAAUUAGCUCUGGCAGUCACCACAGGCUACUGGCUUCAGUAUUAUCACCUGUAAAGUUUCAAAGAUUUGUUAGCUCUUCAUCAAUUUUGUGUAAUGAGUAUAAGAUAGUUAAUACUCCUGCAUUUGCUGAGUCAAUCUCGGAGGGCAAUGUGAAGUGGGACAAAAAUGUUGGCGAUUUUGUUAAAGAAGACGAAAUUAUAGCAGAGAUUGAAACUGAUAAGUAUAGUACAGCAUCGCCUCCUACACCUAAAGAAAGUGCCACACCUCCUCCUCCUCCUUCCCCUCCCUCUGCUCCUCCUCCUCCUGCCACUUCUGCUGCUGGUCCUAUACCAACUACACCUCCUCCACCUCCUCCUUUACCAACAAUGCCAUUAGGUAAUAUUCCUCCUCCUCCUCCUCUUCCGUCAUUUUCUGCUCCCUCUCAGUCCGCGGGUGUGGUCAGUCGUUCGGAGAAAAGAACAAAGAUGUCAAGGAUGAGACAGAGGAUAGCCGAGAGGCUCAAGGAGGCACAGAAUGUCAAUGCAAUGCUCACCACUUUCAAUGAAGUGGACAUGUCUAGUGUCAUUGAGCUUAGGAAGAAGUUUCAAGACGCGUUUGUAAAGAAGCAUGGUAUCAAGCUUGGAUUCAUGUCGCCAUUUGUAAAGGCAGCUUGCUCAGCACUUGAGGAUCAACCAGUAGUAAAUGCAGUUAUUGAUAAUAAUGAAAUCAUCUAUAGAGAUUACAUUGAUAUCAGUGUUGCAGUAGCUACACCAAAGGGUUUAGUUGUUCCUGUUGUAAGAAAUGUCAAUGUUAUGAAUUAUGCUGACAUUGAAAAAGAGAUUGCAAGCCUGGGACAAAAGGCAAGAGAUGGUGCAUUGGCAGUAGAGGAUAUGGAUGGAGGUACUUUCACUAUCAGUAAUGGAGGAGUAUAUGGCUCAAUGUUUGGUACACCAAUCAUCAAUCCACCACAGUCGGCCAUACUGGGCAUGCAUGGGGUAUUUGAUAGACCUGUUGCUAUUGAAGGAAAAGUUGAGAUUCGCCCAAUGAUGUAUAUAGCACUGACCUAUGAUCAUAGAUUAAUUGAUGGUCGUGAAGCUGUGCUCUUCCUUAGGAAAAUCAAGUCAGGAGUUGAAGACCCACGCAGUCUGUUAUUAGACCUUUAGAUGUAAUUGUAUGUGGACUGUAUACUAUAUGUUUAAUGGAGUGUACAUGUACACACACGCUAUACAAUAAUAAAUAGAAAUGAUGUAUACCAAUUGUUCUUUUAUGUGUGUGCAAUGUACAUUAAUAGUAGCUUCAUAUUAAUAUUGAGUUACUAUCA
This is a messenger RNA of Amphimedon queenslandica, 1775 nucleotides long. RefSeq names its product dihydrolipoyllysine-residue succinyltransferase component of 2-oxoglutarate dehydrogenase complex, mitochondrial-like. Gene Ontology annotation, molecular function: dihydrolipoyllysine-residue succinyltransferase activity. Gene Ontology annotation, biological process: tricarboxylic acid cycle. The transcript has 13 exons. The record is from RefSeq and is a predicted model, not a curated record. The coding region runs from base 1 to 1617 and encodes 538 amino acids. Gene Ontology annotation, cellular component: mitochondrion; oxoglutarate dehydrogenase complex; membrane. Lineage: Eukaryota; Metazoa; Porifera; Demospongiae; Haplosclerida; Niphatidae.